UGUCACAUUUUUUUUUUAAUAAUCAAAUUCUAAUUCAUAUUUUUCACUCCUACUUCUUCGGAAUUACACUUCACAGAAAAAGGAAAAAAAAAAAAAAACCCAAAAACCCCACAAAAAAAGAUAAAAUCUUUGGAAAUGAGGAGGGCGUUUAUGACCGCCGUUAAAAGUGGCGGUGAACGUCGUUUUAUUGCCUCUCAGGCGGCAGCAACGGCAAAGGUUGACGUCAGCUCGCCGGGAAAUGACGUCAUAUUGCCAAAGAUGCCGGCUUUUGAUUAUUCGCCACCGCCGUACACCGGACCUUCCGCCGAUGAGAUCCUUAAGAAGCGCAAGGAGUUUCUUAGCCCUUCUAUGUUCACCUUCUUUAAUAAUCCUCUGAACGUGGUAGAUGGGAGGAUGCAGUAUCUGUAUGAUGACAAAGGGAGGAGAUACUUGGAUGCAUUCGGGGGAAUUGCAACCGUGUGUUGCGGUCAUUGCCACCCCGACGUGGUUGAGGCCAUUGUGAAACAAACACAGCGUUUACAGCACUCUACAAUCUUGUACUUGAACUCUGCUGUUGCUGAUUUUGCUGAGGCUUUGGCUUCUAAAUUGCCGGGUGAUCUCAAAGUUGUGUUUUUCACAAACUCCGGGACAGAAGCAAAUGAGUUGGCUUUGAUGAUGGCAAGGCUAUACACUGGUUGCCAGGAUGUUAUCUCCGUGAGAAACGCCUACCAUGGAAAUGCAGCUGGAACUAUGGGUGCAACUGCUCAAAGCAAUUGGAAGUUCAAUGUCACUCAGAGUGGAGUCCACCAUGCCAUGAAUCCUGAUCCUUAUAGGGGUCUGUUUGGAGCAGAUGGAGAGAUGUAUGCAAAAGAUGUUCAGGAUAUCAUUCAAUUUGGUACAUCCGGUCAUGUCGCAGCUUUCAUCUGCGAAGCUAUUCAGGGAGUUGGAGGAAUCAUCGAAUUGGCCCCUGGCUACCUUUCUUCUGUGCAUGACAUUGUAAAGAAAGCUGGAGGUCUUUUUAUUGCCGAUGAAGUACAAGCUGGAUUUGCUCGGACUGGAAGCCACUUUUGGGGUUUUGAGUCUCAUGGAGUUGUCCCUGACAUUGUGACAAUGGCAAAGGGUAUUGGGAAUGGUAUUCCCCUUGGUGCAGUAGUUACCACCCCUGAGAUUGCGAAUGUCUUAACUCGUCGUAGUUAUUUCAAUACCUUUGGUGGAAAUCCUGUAUGCACUUCUGCAGGACAUGCUGUUCUCAAAGUGAUUGAAAAGGAAAAACUUCAGGAAAAUGCUCAUGUUGUGGGUACCCAUCUCAAGACGAGGCUCACUGCUCUGAUGGACAAAUAUGAGUUGAUUGGUGAUGUUAGGGGAAGAGGAUUGAUGCUAGGGGUAGAACUUGUUAAGGAUCGUGAAAAGAAAAUUCCAGCGAAGGAUGAGGUCUUUCAUGUGAUGGACCAAAUGAAAGAAAUGGGAGUAUUGGUCGGAAAAGGAGGAUAUUAUGGCAAUGUAUUCAGAAUCACACCUCCCCUCUGCUUCACCAAGGAUGAUGCUGACUACCUGGUGGACGUGAUGGAUUGUGUGAUGGCAAAGAUGUGAAGAAGUGAUGCAAUUAGACUCAAUAUCAUUUGUAAAGUUCAUCGCAUUUGGUAAUGUGUUGUGUCUAUUGCUUGCUUCUUGGUAAGAAAACUAAUCAUCCAAAUACAGCACGAAGUUCUCUUCUUCUGUGGAGGACAAAUAUGAACGAUGAUGAGCCAACACCUCGUUGUCUCUCCAUUACUGUCACUUCAUAUGCGUGCUUAGGUUUCUGCUUGAUAUGAAGAUGCAAACAUUUCAUGUCAUGAAGUUCUCUUUUUUUUCUACUCAAAUCUGUAUCUGGUACCUCUGAACCGUACCUUAGAUAGUUUUUCGGUAUUAUGUUUGUAAUUGUUUUUGUUUUCCAUGUUAGUCACUGUUGUGAUAGUAUUAGCCUCUUAGUAAGAAGUAAGAUCACACUUCCAUCAAAAUUAUAAAAUGAAGUCUAUAUCUAGAAAGUAACACCAUGUUUGCAAUGUUAAUGCAGUACUUAAAAUAUUUCCUGUGAUGCAAUUGUGUUACUAAUGUUAUUAUGUUACAUGUAUAAUUUAUGUAACCCUCUCAUGUUGUAUUGUAUAAUAUAGACUUGCACGUUUCUGUAA
Messenger RNA from Chenopodium quinoa (quinoa), 2147 nucleotides. RefSeq names its product alanine--glyoxylate aminotransferase 2 homolog 3, mitochondrial-like. Lineage: Eukaryota; Viridiplantae; Streptophyta; Magnoliopsida; Caryophyllales; Amaranthaceae. Bases 136 to 1569 code for a protein of 477 amino acids. The record is from RefSeq and is a predicted model, not a curated record. Gene Ontology annotation, cellular component: mitochondrion. The transcript has 9 exons. Gene Ontology annotation, molecular function: pyridoxal phosphate binding; transaminase activity.